GCUUCCUCGGUUCGGCAGGGGCGUCAGCGCAUUGAAGAGCCGUUCCCUCCAACUCGCGAUCUUCUUUGAAAAGCUCAAGAGACAGGUCCGUUCGAAGCCACUGAGGCGGGAGAGCCGAACGGAGGAAGGCGGCCACUGACUCCAUGGACUGCCAGGGUGGCAGACGAUAAAAGGGCAAGUGGAGACACGCGACACCGGCGCACUCGAGUCGGAGGCGCUUCUGCCGCGUUUUGCCAUCGCAAGUGAAUCCGACGGGGACCACGAUGUCCCCAUGCGCGCCGUUGUAGACCUCCUCGGUUGUCCACUCUGGGGCGUCGAAGGCGACUGUGUAGCCGUCGCUGUUGACACUUUCAGUAUGCACCAUGUUCUGGAGGCGACCUUCACACGAAGAGCUCAACAACACCCUUGACUCCUCCCUUUGUCCUUGCCUCUGGUCCACCCUUUUCGCCACUGCCUGUUCCGCGCUGUGUUCUUCUCCUGAGUUAUCUGUGUCCUGGUCUCUCCCUGCCCCGUCAGGUCUGACUCCUUCGCGUCUGCGGUUCCGGCGCUCGCCUAGCUCGCGCGCGGCCUCUCUGUUCUCCACGAUGACGCCCGUGUGUCUCGUCCACGAGAGGAAAUGCGAGGGACCGUCUACCUCGAUGGCGAGCGCGCGCUGCGAGGCCUUGUGGACCAGAAGAAGAUCUACAAAUGCACUGAGAGGCGGCGGCAGGAGGACCUCCUCAAACACCUCGACUUGCUCGAGGUCGAGGACUGCGUGGAGGGCCAAACUCGCGCGGCGUUGAAGCGCCGACUGGACAGGCAGCGUCGACAGCGGCCCGAGGAAUCGCCAGACUUCGAGAACUCGCGGCGAAAUGCCAAGAGAGGUUGCAACAGACACGCACGCAGCUUCCACAGCAUCCAGCGAAGGUGGCACCCCUGGAGUUUCAGACGACUCGGCAGACACAGGGACAGAAGAGACAUAGGGGCCAGAACGAGAAGAGGAGGAAAGAGCAGGAGGAGACAGAGAAUGCGGAGGAAAAAGAGCAGAAGGGCCCCUGGAAUGGUUCGCCGCCACGAGCGCCUUCCCGGUCAACGCCGCGGCGGAGGUCAACAGCACUGGAAACAGAGGGUUUCCCUCAGUGUAUCCAGCACGAGCGAAGGAGGCGAGAAGCAUUGGUACAGAGCGCUGGACGUCUGGAACAAGGGACGACAGAAUCGCAGGGACAGGCGCGCCAGCCUCGUGCUCCCUUUUGUAUCUCUCGGACUCGCUUUCAACCUGCUUCGGAGACACCCUGGAGGCUCCGCAAGGCCUGAGGCUAGACUCUCUGACACCGACAGAAACCACUGA
Molecule: messenger RNA, 1327 nt
Organism: Toxoplasma gondii ME49
Lineage: Eukaryota; Apicomplexa; Conoidasida; Eucoccidiorida; Sarcocystidae
Exons: 2
Coding region: 617-1327 (236 amino acids)
Source: RefSeq, a predicted model, not a curated record